AUGUACUUGCCAAAUGCACUUAGCAGAUUCUAUCCCAAUAAGACUCUAAUGAACUUAGAUGUAAUAAAACGGGCAGACCCAACUGAUGAUUAUGAACUGUUACAACGUGUUGGCUCUGGUACCUACGGAGAGGUUUAUAAGGCUAGACAUAUCAGGACAGGCGAAUUGUCGGCAGUAAAAGUAGUAAAAUUAGAAGCUGGUGACAAUUUUGCCGUAAUUCAGCAGGAGAUUCUUUUGAUUAGAGACUGUGUACAUCCAAAUAUAAUCGCAUAUCAUGGUAGCUAUUUGCGACGUGAUAGGCUUUGGAUCGUUAUGGAGUACUGCAGUGGCGGCUCUCUUCAAGACAUUUAUCAUAUGACUGGACCGUUGUCAGAACUUCAAAUAGCUUUUGUGUGCAGAGAAACUCUUAAAGGCCUUCAGUAUUUACAUUCUAAAGGGAUGGUUCAUCGAGAUAUCAAGGGAGCAAACAUACUUCUGACGCAUUCUGGCGAUGUAAAACUCGGAACUCCGAUGGCACCGGAAGUUGCAUGUGUGGAAAGAAGAGGUGGUUACGGGGUGCAAUGCGAUGUGUGGGCUGUUGGGAUUACAGCAAUUGAACUAGCAGAGCUUCAGCCUCCUCUUUUUGACCUUCAUCCUAUGCACGUCCUUUAUUUGAUGACAAAAUCGUCAUAUAAACCGCCAACAUUAAAAGAUAAAGUUAAAUGGUCCCCAUUCUUUCAUGAUUUCGUGAAGCAGUGCUUAACAAAAAACCCGAAAAAGAGACCAACUCCAGAAAAACUGUUAGCGACACAUCAUUUUGUACUGGGGGCAUUGUCGUCUCGAAUGACACGAGAUCUAUUGGAUAAAGUGAAUAAUCCUGGGGGGUCUUCUUCAUUUCUGUCACAACACUUUCUUUCGCAGAAUGACAUCGAGGAUGACGAAGAUCUAUCGGCUUCUCAUGCGCUUUCUCGCAUUGAGUCUCGGAAGGCUGCGGAUCUGUCUGUAAAAAAUGAAGCAAUUCGAAUUUGUGAUGACGUUAACAAGUUGAUGGGAGGAUUGUGGAGUGACAGUUCAACUAAUGUUUCUUCAUCAGCGAAAUUGCGGCAGCGGUACCACGAGGAUAGGACAUUGCCUGCUAAGGAGCAUCCACCGCUUCCGGAUGUUGUUCAGGCUAUGUCACUUCUAGAUGAUAACGACGGAGUAAUAAAUGAAGAUGAUUUGAAGGAUACUACGUUAAAAGCAAUGGAACAAAAUGGUGCUGAAGGAUCUUCCUUUAAUUUGCCUCAAAGGCCACCAAGAACGAAACGAACGACAAAAAGAUCGUCAUCUUUAGAAUCACACAGUUCUGCGCCCUCCUUUGCCGGUAAAGUUAAUUGUCGACCUGAAUGCGCAAAUUCUGCUCUUCCGAGACCUGCAACUUGUUUUGGAUUGCCACCCACACCGAAGGUUCCAAUGGGGGCUUGUUUUUCUGUGAUAUUCCAUGACUGCCCUUUACAUGUUAAUAGUACAGCCUCAUGGGCAAAUCCUAGUACUUCUCGACAUUUUCUUAUGGUUGGAGCUGAAGAAGGGAUAUUUUCUCUCGAUAUGGAUGAGUUACAUGAUGCAACUAUGGUUCUCAUUCACAAAAGGAGAUGCUCAUGGUUACAUGUUCAAAAAAAUGUGUUAAUGGCUGUUCAGGGUCGGACACCAUAUUUGUAUCGUCAUGACCUCAUUGCUUUGACGCAGCGUAAUCUCACCCAAAAGAUCUCUAAACCCAUGAAUAAGCUGCCAGAAAAAUAUGUGCCUAAGAGGCUAGCGAUAACUGUUCGAAUCCCGGAAACAAAGGAUACUAUUCAAUGCAGUGUAGCGAGAAGUGGCAUCAAUGGAAAUGUUUAUAUGUGUUGUGCUACGCCGUCCGCUGUUAUUCUUUUCCAGUGGUAUGAUCCUUUGGCAAAAUUCUUAAUUCUGAAAACUGUCGAGAUUAGGAUACAGCAAUUUCCAAUUAUGCCCUUUCAAAUAGUUUAUUCAGCAGGGAGUGAUGCCGAUUUUCCAAAGGUUUGCUUGAGCGUUUAUAAGGGCUCUGCGAAAAAAUACCACUUGCAGAUGAUCAGCUUUAAUGAUGAGUUGGUUCACUGUGACUUAAAUGAUGAAGAGCGGUCAAAGGCGGAAAAACUGAAUGUUGUGGCUUUAAAACAAAUUGAUAAGGAUGCCUUGAUGCUGUGUUAUGAAAACCGUUGCGUUGUUGUUAAUCAGGAAGGUUUUGUGAAGUUUUCAAGGCUUUCUCCCGCCUUGUUCAAAUUUAACUUCCAAGUAAAACAUCUCGUCUCUCUUUCUGACUCGAUCCUUGCGUUCCAUUCUCAUGGAGUUCAGGGACGAGCUUUCGUUGAUGACACUGUUACCCAAGAUCUGUACGAUCCAAAUAAUAUUUAUCAGGUGGUUGGAAGUGAUAAGCUUGUAGUCUUGAUGAAGCGAUGCGCUACCUCUCCAGUAGUCAUUUGCGACUUAUGCCUCUUAACCGGGCAUGAAAAAUCGUAA
Molecule: messenger RNA, 2493 nt
Organism: Enterobius vermicularis (human pinworm)
Lineage: Eukaryota; Metazoa; Nematoda; Chromadorea; Rhabditida; Oxyuridae
Source: the annotation of a GenBank genome assembly